This is a messenger RNA of Spirodela intermedia, 2978 nucleotides long. Lineage: Eukaryota; Viridiplantae; Streptophyta; Magnoliopsida; Alismatales; Araceae. The record is from the annotation of a GenBank genome assembly.
AUGUCGACGGACAAGGAGAGGGAGUCCCAGGUGUACGUAGCGAAGCUCGCCGAGAAGGCCGAGCGAUACGACGGUGAGACGUCGACCCCUGUGCCUCCACCAUCUCUGUCUUCCAUUUCCUUCUUCUUGUUCUUUAUCUGUUCAUUUGUUUUUUAAAGAAGUAAAAUUGAUCGAAAAGCCGUGUCAUUCUUCGUUUUGGCCAGUUCUCUAAAUUAUGAUUCAUGAUCUCUCAGAGGAGGACUUCUAAAUCUUUCCAUUCAUUAGAUCGGGAUAGAUCAUGUCCCCAGGAGAACUAAAUCUCUCUCUCUCUCGUAUGCGUGUAGAUCGAAUGACGAAAGUAUAAAACCACAGAUAAAUAAUUUUUUGGGUUAAUGAAGUCGUAAGAUCGCUUACAAAAAAGGCAUGCAUACGAAUGAAAUAUAAUCUUCAUAGAUUUCGUAGUAUUUUAUGAAUAAAUAACGCGACAUCUGAUUGGUUACGUUCGUUCUUGGCAUUUUCCGACAUCGUUUAUUCAGAUCAUAAAACUAUGUCAAAGAUGGGAUGCAUCCCCAUGUUCGACUCUAUCGCCGUUGAUUUUUUACCAUUUUUGAUUCCAUCCUCAUCAUGUUAGAAUUGAUGGGUUUUUUUUCUUGCUAUUGAAGCUUCUUUCUCUUCCUCAGUUUUUAGACUUUUCGUUGAUUUAUAAAUUAUCGUUUUUUGAAUCACCCAUUGACUAUGAUCUCAUAACACCAUCAAAUCUUAUUGUUUCAAUCUUUUAAUAAUUUCUCUUCAGUAGAGAAUUUGUAAAAAUUCUUGUUUUGUGAUCUAGAAAUGGUGGAAACCAUGAAGAACAUUGCCAAGCUCAAUCAGGAGUUGACAGUUGAGGAAAGAAAUCUCCUGUCAGUGGGCUAUAAGAAUGCCAUCGGAGCUCGUCGAGCAUCGUGGCGGAUCAUGUCAUUUAUAGAGCUAAAACAGCAAUCAAGGGCAAAGGAGGCUACUAUGAAAUUAAUCAGAUAUUAUCGUCAGAUAGUGGAGGAGGAGCUGUCAAAAAUUUGCAACGAAAUCCUGGCACUCCUCGAUGAAUAUCUGAUUCCGUCAUCUGGUUCUGAGGAAUCCAUCAUCUUCUAUCACAAGAUGUGAGUGAUUACAUGAUGACAAGAUGCUGAUUAUUUCCUUUAGCAAUGUUUGGGUUUAUUGUGCAUAAUUUGAUCUUCAUUCACAAUAUGUGAGUGAUUAUACACUUGUUCAUCUAUUCAUCUCUUUGCUAUCAUUUUCUCUUCUGCUAUCUGAUUUCAUCCAGAAGGUAGGGUUCUUGAACUCCUACUCAACUACUUGAACUUUUGAUAAGUUCUUCUGCCUCUUUUUCACCUUGCCUUCUUGCUUCCCCAUUCCCUGUCUUUGUAUCUGUCUCUAUCUCUCAAUGGCAUCCGAAAACAAAUCGGAUAUGUAAAAUACAAGAUUUCCAAUCCUAGCAGGAAAAGGAGGGAAACGGAUACUCAAUUUAAAGUGAGUAAACAGAAUUCCAUACUCGAUCUCAUGGAUACAUAUAGAAUUCUGUGGAAAGCCGUAUUCGAUGAAAGUCGUAUGUACGGCUUGGAGGGAGAUCUUUCAUAUCUUUCGAGAUCCACCCUACAAUAUGGGGUCAAAAAGCCAAAAAUGUUAAACCGUGAUUAACUAAGUCACUCGGUAAUAAGAGUUAAGGUUUUUAAUGAGCUUAUAGAUCACAGUGAGAAAGAUAAUCUGCUACAAAUCAGGAAAGUUCAUACUCUUGUUCUUUGAUUUCAAUAAUAAAUAGUUCGUAGCUCUGCAUAAUCGUACCUAAUGAUCCAUGAAAUAGUUGUAAUUGGUGGCUCUGGGUGCUCAAAAUUUGAAUAUUUUGUUGUAUUCAAUGAAGGAAAGGCGACUACAACCGCUAUCUGGCAGAGUUCAAGACCGACCAAGAGAGAGAAGAUGCUGCCGACCAAGCUUUGAAGAACUACCAGGUGCAUUCAUCUUGGAAGUCUAAUAUUAUUAUAUGGUAAUUUUGGGUUUUUGUUGUUGUUACGCAUCCUGUUUUAUAUUAUUCUUUUUAAUGCUGAUUUUAUUUUAUAUUUUUUUAGAGUUUCUGUUUCUCUCAUGCCCAGCCAUGCUCAGCUAGAAAUCUUACUGUUUUGGAUGCUCAUUUUGGUUUUGUUUUUGGUUUAUGAGUUAUGUUUCUCUCUUUUCUAUGCAUGUUCAGCUGGAGAUCUGAUAUCCCUUUUUAUGCCAAUUAUUAUUAAUUUUUUUACUCAUGGUUUCUGUUUCUCUCUCCUCCAAGCAUCUUCAGCUAGAGAUCUAAUAUCCCUUUUUGGCCAAUUAAUUUUUUUUAUUGUUUUUACUCAGGUUUCUGUUUCUCUCUCUCCAGGCAUCUUCAGCUAGAGAUCUAAUAUCCCUUUUUAUGCCAAUUUUUUUUAUUGUUUUUACUCAUUGUUUCUGUUUCUCUCUCCUCCAAGCGUGUUCAGCUAGAGAUCUAAUAUCCCUUUUUAUGCCAAUUAUUUUUUUUAUUGUUUUUACUCAUUGUUUCUGUUUCUCUCUCCUCCAAGCAUUUCAGCUAGAGAUCUAAUAUCCCUUUUUAUGCCAAUUUUAGGUUUCUUUUCUUAUGGUUUCUAAUUUCUUUCUCUUCCAGACCGCCAUGGAUGCAGCAAAGGUCGAUCUCGCGCCCACCAAUCCGGUCCGUCUGGGCCUCGGUCUCAACUUCUCUGUGUUCUUCUAUGAAAUCAUGAACUUGCCUGAAAGGUAUCCGUGGGCCCCACCGCACUCUUCGAUGACUCUCAGUCAACCUUGUUGACACAUUGGGUCAAAUCUUCAGGGCAUGCCAGCUGGCAAAGCAGGUCUUCGAAGAGUCGCUCCCUGAGCUGGACAACCUGAACGGGGAGUACUACAGGGACAGCACCAUGAUAAUGCAGCUUCUGAGGGACAAUCUGACUCUGUGGAAAGACUUUCCUGAAGAAGGUGGCCCCUAUCUACUCAUUGAGAAUUAA